AUGAACCGCCAAAGGAAGGCGCGACUGGAUCAGCGAGCGCAGUUGCCCGCGCCAGACAGCGAGAGCAUGGAUCUCACGACCACCAAGGGAGCGCAACCAGUCCCGAAAUUCGGCAGCUUCAAGCCAAAGUCAGCUCCACCUCCGUCCGCAGAGUCACGUCGCGAGGAGGAAAGACCGCGACACCGAGACGACGCUUCUCGACAUAGAUCUAGACAUCGCAGCCACCGGCAUCGUUCUCGUUCUCGUUCUCGUGAAAGACAUUCUCGCCAUCAGUCUCGGAGGGACAAGAAACCUCUCGAAGAUGAUCAACCAAAAGCACAUCAACCGGAGCCCACGAAACCGAGUGAUGAAGAAACGUCGGAUUUGUACGUGAUCGAUCGCAAGGGGGAUAUUUACAAUGUGACCUACGGCACUAUACAUCGCUACAGUAUACCACAAUACCGCCGUAUUGGCCGUGGGAGAGUGCUAGGCUUGCCUAGCAGGUUUAAGAUUGAUCGCAACUACAAUGACGACGGUACGGUGCUCAUUCGCACUGAUGGAUGGCAGGAAGACGGAGCACGGCACAAAACAAGAAGUCUCUUAGCCAAAACAGAUACGAGGGAACGUCGGAUUUUUCGUGUGCGCCAAGAUACCAUCCCCGAUACCGAUGCCGACCAGGAUUAUGUACCCUUGAGCUCUCACGGUAGUAGAAAACGCCGGCGAAUACUGGGCGAGCAUUCGCCAAACGAAUUAUCAGACGAUGACGCAGAUAAAUAUGGCUACCGAUCGAUUCAGGGCAAGGCAAAACCCGAGCAAGAUAUCCCAAGUGAUAUGGAAGCUACGUCUGCGUCGGAUAGUGACGGCGAAGGCAGUGCUUUCAAAUGGGAGAGAGACAUCAGAAAAAAGAACUCGGAGUUGUUGAGGAAAGCAGAGGAGAAGUCUACUAGCGUUGAAGAUUGGCUAGAGGUCAUCGAAUAUCAACACGUUCUUUUGAGUGGAGCAGACGGCCGUCGGCGGCUGACAGGCGCUGAGAGAAAAAGUCUGGCAGAUAUCAAAUUAUCACUUUUUGACGAGGCUCUGAAGAAGGUAGGCAACCGGGAAGGAAAGGAUCGCCUUUUAUUGGGCUAUUUAAACGAAGGUGCGAAUUUGUGGGAAUCAAAGAAGCUUAGGGAGCAGUGGAAUGCUAUUCUCAAGCACAAUCCUGGCUACAUUGGUCUCUGGGUGCGCUACUUGGACUUUCGACAAAGCGAAUUUAUCGACUUUACUUAUGAGCGCUGCAAAGAUAUCUAUCUCGACUGUAUAAAACUCAAUUCCUCGAGUCCAGACAACGAAGAAAAGAACAGGAUAUUGACUUACCUGUUCCUACGAAUGACCCUUUUUAUGCGAGAAGCUGGCUUCCCCGAGAUCGCAGUCGGUUUAUGGCAGGCUGUCCUAGAGUUCACACUAUUUCGUCCUGCCGAAUACACAGAAAGUUUGGACAGCGAGAUUCUGGCUGCAUUUUCGUCCUUCUGGGAGUCGGAAGUCGCGCGGAUUGGUGACGCCGGGGCAAAGGGCUGGAAAAGCGGCAAAAAUGCUGAUUUAGAAAUGGCAGUUACUAGCUCGCAAACAGAACUUGCCUCGAAUUCACUAUUUUCUUCGUGGUGUGAAGCAGAAGCUCGGUUGAAUCGCAGUGCUCGCCUGCCUGCACGAUCAGUGGAUGAGGUAGAGAAUGAGGAUCCGUACCGCGUCGUUUUAUGGUCAGACAUUGAACAAUUUCUGCCGUUUUUUGUGAACUGGCAGGAUCCUAAUCAUCUAAUUGAAAACUUUUUCGCUUUCUGCUAUUUACCUCCAUUGAACUCUCUUCAAUCUUGGGUUACUUCCAAGUCUUCCAGUGGCGACGCCUUUCUUCACAACGAAGUUAUGCAUUUCUCGGAUGCCUCAGUCAUGAAAGUUCUUGAAUCCAAGCGCGAGGAUUCGGAGAAAGAGGAUCAUGAGAAACUGUUUGAGCUGCCGGUUUUGCAAAACUUGAUACAUAACGUCGAUUCUCUUUUUGCGGGUCAGCAUUGGUUCUCAUCACUCACCGCGUGGAAAACUGCGACAGACAACGAAAACUCGGUUCUGGAUGCCGAAUGGAUCCGACGAGCUUUGAGGUUAUUAGUCGAUGCUUCGCCGGAAGACGAUGGCCUGGCGGAAUAUACACUUGCCGUGGAAUACACCGUUAAUCCCAAAGAAGCCAAAAAGUACGCGAGGUCACUCCUUAAAAAGCAGUCAUCUAGUCUUGCACUUUACAACGCUUAUGCUAUCAUGGAAUGUCGUACUGGCAAUUUCUCAGCUGCAACCCACGUAUGGGCAACUACACUCUCAAUGUCUGGAAAUAUAUCAGAGGCACAAAAACUCGAAUACGGUCCGCUGGUCCACAGCUGGGUAUGGGAAUAUAUGACAUCUAAUAGGCCAGCACAUGCACAUAGACUACUAAUGUCUGUACCGACGUUUGCCGUUGAUUUAAAGGCACUGGAAGUGGCCUCAUCUCAGACGAUUUUCACACCAGCUGAGCAUCUGAAAGCCGUUCGAUUCUUUGACGAAUUUUUAGACCAUUCUCUUUCGGUUCGAAACUUCAAGACAUUUGCAGCAUGGGCCGAUCUUGCUGUCAUCUUGCGUUAUCUGACUAACUCUUCCAACCUUUCGUCAGCAAUUGACAUACAUACAAAUAUCUGUACUCGUCUUACCUCUGUCUCCCAUAUUCCUGCUACCCACAAAUCAUUUGCUCUGGAAGUGUUACAUCAACACCGUUCACGCCUACUCUACCACCACAUCACGACAAAACAAGCUUACAAACCAGCCGCAAUAAGAGAAUUAUUACUUGAAAGCUUGAGACUUUUCCCGCACAACACUGUCAUUCUAUCGCUUUUUACGUGGAAUGAAUCUCGAUUCCGAAUCGACGAGCGAAUUCGUGACGUGCUACUCACAUCUCCCUCCGAUUCUUCACGAAAAGGAAACAGAGACACAGUCCCAGUCACGUCGUCUCUACUCUCAAUCUUCACUGAACUCGCUCGUCCGAUAUACUCGGGCUCAACCGUGCACUCUGCUCGCGCAGCAUUUGAGCGCGCUCUGUCAACCGAUCCCUCCAAUACCACAAAGGAGAAUACCGACUCACCUCCUUUGCCAUCCCUCUCUCUGUGGAGACUGUAUAUAUACUUUGAACUGCACAGGGCAAACAACCCUGACGCCGCGAAACGCGUGUACUACAGAGCACUCAGAGCUUGCCCGUGGUCAAAGGAUAUACUGAUGCUCGCAUUCAACGAGAAACUAUGGAACGGCAAAGGUUUCGACGAUUGGUGGGAACUGAAGAAAGUGUACAACGUGCUUGUCGAUAAGGAGUUGAGACUUCAUGUUGAAAUUGACGACAAGUUGUUUGACGAGGCGGAAAGUAUUGCUAUUGAGAGAGAACAGAGAAGAGUAGCCGAGAUGGGAAGGACACGGGGGAGCAGGAGGAAGAUUAAGGGAAUCAUAGAUUUGCCAGACGAUAAGAGUAGCGAUGGUGAUGUGGAUAUGGGUUAG
Talaromyces rugulosus is the source of this 3516-nucleotide messenger RNA. RefSeq lists its product as uncharacterized. The record is from RefSeq and is a predicted model, not a curated record. NCBI's taxonomy places the organism in Eukaryota, Fungi, Ascomycota, Eurotiomycetes, Eurotiales, Trichocomaceae. Gene Ontology annotation, biological process: RNA processing; regulatory ncRNA-mediated post-transcriptional gene silencing; negative regulation of RNA catabolic process. Bases 1 to 3516 code for a protein of 1171 amino acids. Gene Ontology annotation, cellular component: catalytic step 2 spliceosome. Gene Ontology annotation, molecular function: protein binding. The transcript has 2 exons.